AUGGUAGCAAUUAAUUCCAUUGUACUUUUAGUAUUUAUUUUUAUCACAUCGACUCAAGCUGUUGGCGACUUUCAUAUCUACCAUUAUAGUGAAUUUUCAGUUCAAGCAUGUUCAGGAUAUCUUGGUAAAUUGGUUACUCUCUUCAACUCCACCACUGAUAAAGCUGGUUUCUGUAAUGUUAAGAAUCAACCUGCAUUGGGUACCAUGGCUGAAUGUAUUGAAUUGAUGCCACGUGAAGAUGCCAGAGCAGAAUUUUUGAAACUGUGUAAAAAAUAUAAUUUAACUGAAGAAGCUUAUUUGGCUGCUUUACAAAAUGCUACCGAGUUUGGAUUUUAUAAUACAAGUGCUGAUAAAGAUUUCAACAAAAAGAAAGUCUUCAACAAACCAAUUCUUUUAACAAAAAAGAAUGUCCAUAAAGCUUUUGAUGCAGUCUCCAGUAGAUAUAUCAAUUAUAAUUAUUCCCAAUGGUUUGGUAUUGCGUUAUUUUCCUAUUGGUUUGGUGUUAUGUUUAUUGCUGGUAUUUGCAAUUUGACAUAUUUUCUUUUCCCAGGCUUCAUCAAAUCACUUAAAGGUAAGGCUGUUAAUUCUUUUAGAAGAUAUAUCACUUUACCUGCAUUGUUCAGAAAGACUCAUGCUCAUCAUAGAACAGUGUUAAGAUACAUUUCUUUUGUUUUCCCAACAAGAUUAGAAGCUAUUUUGAUGUUUGGUUGGUUCACCAUGGCUGUUAUUAUGGUUUGUACAAACUAUGUUCGUGUUAAACCAAAUUAUAUCUGGCCACAAAGAUGGAAUGAAUUGGGAAGAAAGAUUGCUGAUAGAACUGGUCAAAUUUCUUUAUGGAUUAUUCCUCCUUUAGUUAUGUUUGCUGGUAGAAAUAAUAUGUUGCAAUGGAUUUCUGGUUGGCAAUAUUCUAGAUUUAUUUUCAUUCAUAAAUGGAUGAGUCGUAUUGUUACCUUGUUGGGAAUCACACAUUCUGUUGGUAUGACAUUCAAUGGACGUGGUAUUGGUAAAUAUCAUGAUCGUAAUACUAGAGGUUAUGUCAGAUGUGGGUAUGUGGCUAUUAUUUCCAUGGGUUUAAUGUGUUUCCAAGGUAUGAUGUAUUUCAGAAGAAGAAACUAUGAACUUUUCAUUGCCAUUCAUUUUGUUCUUGCUGCAAUUGCAGUCGCUUGUAUUUGGGUUCACACAGCUGAUAAUGGAUUCCAAAUGUGGAUGUUUGGUGCUGUUGGUGUUUGGGGAUUUGACCGUUUGAUAAGAGUAUGCAGAUUGUUCUUUUUUGGUAUCAAGACUGCUAAAGUGCAAUUGAUUGCAAAUGAAACUUUAAGGGUUUCUGUAUCUAGACCAAGUUGGUGGAAACCAUUUCCAGGGUGUCAUGCAUUUAUUUAUUUUAUGAGACCAUCUUGUUUCUGGCAAUCACAUCCAUUUACUAUUGUUGAUUCUGCUCUUGAAGCCAAUACUAUUACUUUUUACAUCAAAGUUAAAGGUGGUAUGACUCAUGGUUUAUACCAAUACUUGUCUCAACAACCUGGACAAGCUGCUCAAAUUAAGGUUUCUAUUGAAGGUCCAUAUGGUAUUAGAAUGCCAAUUGAUAGAUUUGAAAAUGAACUUUUCAUCGCUGGUGGUAAUGGUAUUCCAGGUAUUUAUUAUGAAGCUGUGGAAAUUGCUAGAAGAUUUGGAAGUAAACGUAAUAUUAAAUUCUACUGGGUUGUUCGUCAUUAUCGUUCAUUAGAAUGGUUCUAUCCGGAAUUACUCAAGUUGAAAGAAUUAAACAUCAACCCUACUAUUUAUGUUACUCAACCACAUGUGGGAUUAACUGAACCAAUAGCUACUGAUAUAACUGAUGAUGAAGAAGCUCAAGAACAAGAACAAGAAAAGAAAAGUGAUAAUGAAGAGAGCAUGGAUUAUGUUUUACAAUUGAAAAAGAGCUUGUCAUUCAUUGAAUUUAUUGAACAUAAACCGGAUUUCUAUCAAAUUGUUGCCAAAGAAAUUACUCAACUGCCAGGGCCUUUAGCUAUUGCUUCUUGUGCUCAUGGUAGUAUGGUUGAUGAUGUGAGAAAAUCCGUUGUUGAUAACUUGGAUGCUAGUCCUUACAGAGUUGAAUUGUUUGAACAAAUGCAAAGUUGGUAA
Messenger RNA from Candida tropicalis MYA-3404, 2121 nucleotides. RefSeq lists its product as uncharacterized. The record is from RefSeq and is a predicted model, not a curated record. The transcript has a single exon. Bases 1 to 2121 code for a protein of 706 amino acids. Gene Ontology annotation, molecular function: ferric-chelate reductase activity. Gene Ontology annotation, biological process: intracellular iron ion homeostasis; copper ion import; iron ion transport. Gene Ontology annotation, cellular component: plasma membrane. Lineage: Eukaryota; Fungi; Ascomycota; Pichiomycetes; Serinales; Debaryomycetaceae.